This is a messenger RNA of Pipistrellus nathusii (Nathusius's pipistrelle), 1566 nucleotides long. Lineage: Eukaryota; Metazoa; Chordata; Mammalia; Chiroptera; Vespertilionidae. The record is from the annotation of a GenBank genome assembly.
AUGUCUUUGCGUUUCCACCCGCUGCCCGCCCUGCCCCGCGCCCUCCGCCCCCGCUGCGGGGAGCUGCUGUGCCUGCUGGUGGUCGCGGUGACCGUGAGCCCGGGCGCCGCCGGGCUGUGCCCCGCCGCCUGCAUCUGUGCCACCGACAUCGUGAGCUGCACCAACAAGAACCUGUCCAAGGUGCCCGGGAGCCUGUUCCGAUGGAUUAAGAGGCUGGAUCUGAGUUACAACAGGAUCGGGCUUCUGGAUCCGGAGUGGAUGCCAGCGCCCUUUGGGAAGCUCAACACCCUCAUCAUUCGCCACAACAACAUCACCAACAUCUCUGCGGGCAGCUUUUCCACCACGCCGAAUCUGAAGUGUCUUGACCUUUCCUCCAACAAGCUGAAGGCCGUGGAAAGCGCGGUGUUCCAGGAGCUGAAGGUCCUGGAAGUGCUCCUGCUUUACAACAAUCACAUUUCCUCUCUCGACCCGUCGGCGUUUGGAGGGCUCUUCCAGCUGCAGAAACUCUACUUAAGCGGAAACUUCCUCACGCGGUUUCCCAUGGAUUUGUACGUGGGCAGGUUCAGGCUGGCAGAACUGACGUUUCUGGAUGUGUCCUACAACCGGAUCCCCUUCCUGCCCACAAACCGUAUAAGUUUAGUGCCAGAGAAGCAGCUGAGAGGCAUCCACCUUCACGGAAACCCGUUCUUCUGCGACUGCUCCCUGCACUCGCUGCUGAUGUUUUGGUACCGCAGGCACUUCAGCUCGGUGAUGGAUUUCAAGAAUGGCUACACCUGUCGCCUGUGGUCCGACUCCAGGCACUCCCACCAGGUACUGCUGCUCCAGGAUGGCCUUCUGAAUUGCUCCGACAGCAUCGUCAAUGGCUCCUUCCGUGCCCUUGGCUUUAUUUACGAAGCUCAGGUCGGGGAGAGGCUGGUGGUUCACUGUGACAGCAAGACUGCUGGUUCCAAGACGGAUUUCAAGUGGGUGAGCCCGGACAACACGCUGCUGGAGCCGGACAAAGAGAUGAAAAACUUUCGCGUGUUUCACAAUGGAACCCUGGUGAUCGAAAGCCCUCGUUUUGAGGAUGCUGGGGUGUAUUCUUGUAUCGCAAUGAACAGGCAACGCCUGUUGAACGAAACUGUGGAUGUCACCAUCAACGUGAGCAACCUCACCAUCAACAGGUCCCACGCCCACGAGGCGUUCAACACAGCUUUCACCACGCUUGCGGCCUGCGUGGCCAGCAUCGUUCUGGUCCUUUUGUACCUCUACCUGACGCCGUGUCCCUGCAGGUGCAGAGCCAAGAGACAGAAAAAUGCACUAAACCAAAGCAAUGCCCACUCCUCUGUUCUGGGUCCCGGCCUGGAGGGCGAUGUCCCAGCGGACGGACGGAAGGCAGGUGCCGGGAAAAGAGUGGUGUUUUUGGAACCCCUGAAGGAUACGGCCGCGGGGCAGAAUGGGAAGGUCAGGUUCUUCCCCAGUGAAACUGUUAUAGCUGAGGGCAUCUUAAAGUCCUCCAGGGUGAAAUCCGACUCAGAUUCGGUCAAUUCAGUGUUUUCAGACACACCCUUUGUGGCGUCCACUUAA